Pseudomyrmex gracilis is the source of this 509-nucleotide messenger RNA. RefSeq names its product ejaculatory bulb-specific protein 3-like. The record is from RefSeq and is a predicted model, not a curated record. The coding region runs from base 101 to 463 and encodes 120 amino acids. Lineage: Eukaryota; Metazoa; Arthropoda; Insecta; Hymenoptera; Formicidae. The transcript has 2 exons.
GUGCGGUAGUUUUUACUCUCUUGCUCGUGGUGUCUCGUAGCUGUUAAAACAACAAUUUGUAUAUUAAAAUAUAUCUCUUUAUCGUCCUCUGUAUAUAUACAUGAUGAAGAGAUACCUCUUGCUUCUGUUGGCUUCGGUAAUAGUCCUGACAAACGCCACCGAAAAAUAUACUGUGAAAUACGACAAUAUAAACGUAGACUCGAUCCUUCAAAAUAAUCGAGUCCUCACCAAUUACAUUCGUUGCAUGCUGGAUGAAGGACCUUGCACAUCCGAAGGUCGCGAAUUAAGAAAAACGUUGCCGGAUGCUCUGUCAACAAAUUGCAGCAAGUGUAAUGACAAACAAAAGUCCACAUCAGAAAAAGUAAUAAAUCAUCUCAGAACAAAACGACCCCGGGAUUGGGACAAACUCGUUGCUAAAUAUGAUCCACAGAACGAAUAUAAAAAACGCUACGAAAAGUUGUAAUUCUUUUUAUAAAUAUUUUAAUAUACUUGCUAUAUAUACACAUAAA